Messenger RNA from Talaromyces atroroseus, 1683 nucleotides. RefSeq lists its product as hypothetical. NCBI's taxonomy places the organism in Eukaryota, Fungi, Ascomycota, Eurotiomycetes, Eurotiales, Trichocomaceae. Gene Ontology annotation, molecular function: molecular adaptor activity; GTP binding; GTPase activity. Bases 1 to 1683 code for a protein of 560 amino acids. The transcript has 2 exons. Gene Ontology annotation, cellular component: cytosol; septin ring; microtubule cytoskeleton. The record is from RefSeq and is a predicted model, not a curated record. Gene Ontology annotation, biological process: cytoskeleton-dependent cytokinesis.
AUGGCUGCCGUCCGACCUCGCACGCCAGGCAAGAGCCAGCCUCCGCCGCCGCCGCCUGAGGCUUCCUCGUCCUUCAUUGACAACAACAACAACAACAACAGCCGCCUGAGCGUCAACAACCUGGACGCUGCCUCGCGCAGAUCUUCGCUUGGGUUCCUGCGCCGCUCUAAAUCAACCGAACCGCUGUCUGAGCGCAAGAGCUCUGGCAGCAAAGCCAGCAAAAAGAUGAAGGAUCAGAUCAGAGAGGAGGAGCUGCGUCGCCAGCGCGAGUCUGUCCCUCAACACGCCCCGCGUCUUCCUGAUCUUGCCCCAGCACCCAAAAUGCAGACCUUUGGAGGAGAGGAGCAAGCUACCAGCCUGGGCGCGCCUGCUCCUCAGAAUCGAUCGAGCUCUUCACACCAGAGCGUGCCACCGCCUCCUCCCCCACCAGCAGUGCUUGAUCCCUAUGCACGAACUGAGAGCAUGACUCAUCGUGGUCGCUAUAGCUAUGCCAGCAGCGCUGUGAGCACUAUCAACAGCCCUCGCAGACUUCGUCGACGCAAGGAUCCUACGCCCUACAAUCUUCUCGUUGUUGGUGCUAAGAACAGUGGAAAGACGUCUUUCCUCAACUUUCUGCGACAGUCGCUCGCGCUCCCUCCAAACAAGCACCCUAUUCGUUCUUCUGAGGAUAUCCUUGAGGAGAUCAAUUCUUCAUCCAGUCCCAACUUCACCUCCCACUACUUAGAGACCGAGAUCGAGGGCGAGCGAGUUGGCUUGACGCUAUGGGACUCCGAGGGGUUGGAGAAAAAUGUCGUUGAUCUACAACUGAGAGACAUCACUGCUUUCUUGGAAAGUAAAUUUGAGGAUACCUUGACAGAGGAGAUGAAAGUUGUGCGCUCUCCUGGUGCUCGAGACACCCAUAUUCACUGUGUUUUCCUUAUUCUCGAUCCUGUCCGCCUGGAUUCCAAUCUUGCGGCCGCCCAAAAGGCUGCUGGACAAGUCAAUGGCAAGUAUACCAAUUCGUCCCGAGUGGUCGGCAUUCUUGACGAAGAUCUGGAUUUACAAGUCCUUCGCGUGAUGCAGGGAAAGACAGCAGUCGUACCUGUGAUCAGCAAAGCCGACACCAUCACCACUGCGCAUAUGGCUUUCCUGAAAAAGUCGGUUUGGGAUAGUUUGAAACAAGCUAGGAUUGAUCCAUUGGAGGUUUUGGCAUUGGAAGAACCGGAAGAUGAAGAGCAAGAGUCCUCUGACGAUGAUGAAGAGGAUGAGGAAGCCACGCCUGUCGUUGAAAAGGAGGCAGACAACGUUCUGCUACAAGAGAAAGCCGUGAAAGCCUCAUCUCCCCGAAGCCACAAAUCCAACAACUCAAUUUCCACUACCUCGACAACGGACACGCCUUUCAUCCCCCUCUCUAUCCUGUCCCCUGAUUCGCACUCCCUAGAAACGCCAGAUCUCCCCAUCGGUCGAUACUUUCCAUGGGGCUACGCGGAUCCUUACAACCCGGAGCAUUGCGAUUUCGUGAAACUGAAGGAGUCGGUCUUCAGAGACUGGCGUGCCGAGCUGCGGGAGACAAGUCGCGAGGUGUGCUAUGAACGGUGGCGCACAAGUCGGCUACAUGUUCAACAAGCACCGACGAAGCCCAUCAACGCAAACUCAGGGCGUUAUGGGCCUCCGCCAGCAAGGGGUGGCCGUGCUACACGAUAG